UCUCAUGAUCCUUAUGUAUCUCUGAAUCCGCGUGGCCUCCAAGAUCAGAAUAGUAUUUCUCCUGGAUCUAUUACUCAACCAACGUGCAAUGAUGCCCAUGGACUGCCAUCGUUACUGCUGAUCUUCCACCGCGAUCCGAUUAUAGUCCCCGCAAACCAAUGGACUCGCAGCCUUCCCCCACUAAGCCUAAAUCCUCUAAGCAAGCCUGCGACAACUGCCGUCGUCGAAAGAUCAAAUGCUCUAGGGAGCUCCCUUGCGACAAGUGCCAGCGUCUCCUGCUCUCCUGCUCCUACAGUGACGUUUUACGACGCAAGGGUCCCAAAUUUCGCACCAUCUAUCCACUUGCGCCCAUUCACCCAUUGGUAUCCCGCCAACAACAAGACGCUUUUCACCAGCACCCGCAGCAGUACCCUCCAGAGAAGCAAUGGACAGCUGAUCCUGUGGCUUAUCCGUUGGCAAGGUCGCCAACGUCGCCACCGUUCACAUUAACGGACUCUCAAUACCUGUCUCAUGAUGUUUUGGAGCCGCUUGCCCAGCUCCCUCCUCCGGAGCUAGUUUCCUCUCCUGACUCGAUGAACUCUCUCUCGGAUUCUACAAUCGGCAUCAUUCGUCCCUAUGCAAGGCGCCUUUCAGCCCCGGUACUCUUAGCUCACGUCAAUGUUUAUCUCAAAUACCUGUUCCCCAUCAUGCCAGUAGUGCGGAGGGAGGAGCUCCAGCGAGACUGCCAUCGACCCGAACUACUUUCAUCGCAGAGGUACGCAUUUCUGGCAUCUCUAUGCGCCGCCACGCAUAUCCAGCUCAAGUUGGACGGAACGACUUCUGUGCCCGAUCCAUCGCAUUUUCCGACUGGGGCCGAAGGCCACUCGAGCAUGUCGGGAGAGGAGUUGCUGGCCGAGGCAGUACGAGCAAGGAAAGACUGCGAUGUAGUGGAAGAUCUCAAUAUGGACAGUCUCCUGACAUCGUUCUUCCUCUUUGCUUCCUACGGCAAUCUAGACAAACAAGACCAUGCUUGGUUCUACCUGUGUCAGGCCACCUCCAUGGUCUUCACGCUAGGUCUCAACCGCGAAUCAACUUACGCUGAGUUGAGUGUCGAAGAAGCCGGAGAGAGGCGGAGAGUCUUCUGGCUGUUAUUUGUGACAGAAAGGGGCUAUGCACUCCAGCAGGCCAAACCGGUCAUGUUACGCAACUCCAUCCACAAACCACAAGUCCUCUGCUCCGAAGACCCGAUCCUCGCCUACGGAUUCAUCAAUCUCAUCAGCAUCUUCGAGAAACUGACCGUCAAUCUCUUCGACUGGAUAUCCGCCGGCGGCGUGGACAGCUCAUCCGAGAUCCCACCCACCUCCGCCAUCCAGUCCAGUCUCUGCAAAACGAUAUCCCUCGAAGGAGUGUCAGAGAUCCAGAAGGUUGAUAUCCUCAUCACCCAACAGUGGCUGCAAGCCAUGAUGUGGAAGCUCUCCAUGACCCGCCCCACCCAACCCGGGUCUCGCGAUGAUGCAGUCCUCCCAUUUCACCUGCCAGUCAUGGUCGGAAGGGCCGUGAUGAGCGUCAUCAGCGCAGCAUCUCAAGAUGCCGUUGAUGCCCACGGCAUCGGCAUGGAACAAAAACUCUUCGACCUAGGCACCGCCGUCGCCGACGUCACACGCUCCCUAAGUACCGGCUCGAAAUCCUCCACCCACCGUCUCACCGACUCCGCCAUCGACCCCCGCGAACUUCUCUGGGGGAUCCUCACCACCCUCUCCCGCAUCCGCGGCUCCCAGUCCCACCUCUUCCCCACGUUACUGGAGCGCUGCAAAGGCGCCCUCGACUUCACCUCCCCACUCUCCAUGGGCGAGUUUCUCGCUCUACCUGCACCACCCCCACCACCGCCGCCGCCGCCGCCACCAUCCAUCAACAACAACAACAGCAACCCCUCCGAAUCGUGGAACGCGGAGACCAGCGGACUCGAGAUCGUCGCCUCGUUGCCGGAAACCCUCAACCUCCAAGAUCAUCACCAAGAUCCCGAUGAUGUCGAUACGCUGUCGCAGAUUCUGUCCCUGGCUUCACAGAUCGAGUAUCAGGCAGGGAAUGGAGGGGCCGGCGGUGGUGAUCGUGGUCAUAAGUGAAACUUCAGAAAUGUGUGUAUUUUCCCUCGGAAUGACUGGGUUGUAUGGCAUGUGGUGAUUCUAACCCGGGUUUGUGCUGGGACUCUUAUACUGUGAUACCACUCCUCUCGGAGUAUACAUAUAUACAUACAAAGGCCUCGAGUAAUGAACAUAAUGAUAUAUGGUUUGUAGGAGAUAUUGAUCUGCGAAAUAGCCUGCAAUGUCAAUAGACUUCAAUCUCGCCGUCAUGAACCGACUCAUUGCUCAAGGCGAUGUGAAAUGGAUAAGAUGACAGACCU
Molecule: messenger RNA, 2380 nt
Organism: Aspergillus japonicus CBS 114.51
Lineage: Eukaryota; Fungi; Ascomycota; Eurotiomycetes; Eurotiales; Aspergillaceae
Product: putative C6 transcription factor (AmyR)
Exons: 3
Coding region: 159-2102 (647 amino acids)
Biological process (GO): DNA-templated transcription; regulation of DNA-templated transcription
Molecular function (GO): DNA-binding transcription factor activity, RNA polymerase II-specific; zinc ion binding; DNA binding
Source: RefSeq, a predicted model, not a curated record